Baudoinia panamericana UAMH 10762 is the source of this 1929-nucleotide messenger RNA. RefSeq lists its product as uncharacterized. The record is from RefSeq and is a predicted model, not a curated record. NCBI's taxonomy places the organism in Eukaryota, Fungi, Ascomycota, Dothideomycetes, Mycosphaerellales, Teratosphaeriaceae. The transcript has a single exon. Bases 1 to 1929 code for a protein of 642 amino acids.
AUGAAUAUCACAGGUCAGCAAAUGUCGGCUCAAGCACAUCAGCAUCAUCAGCAAGCGUGGCAGCACCAUCAGCAAGUAAUGCUGCAUCAGGCCAAUGUGACGCAGAGCAUGCGUCAGAACAUGCAGAACAUGAUGCAGUCAGUCAUGACGCCUCCUUUGCCUGCAUUGCCGGUACCGUCGCCAGGUUACCAGCGGCAGGCGAGCUAUAGCCAGCAGACUAGCAGGCAGCAGAUCCACUACGCACAAUCUCCACAUGCUGUGCAACAGGUCAAUGCUCAGCAGAUCCAGUACACAUCUCCUCAGACCAGGCCGCAGGUUGGGCACUUGCAGCGACCUCCAACACCGCACAGCAGGGUCAUUGGUGAAGAGGGUAGCGACAGCGAGGAGGAGUCUGAUAGUGACGAUGAAUUAUCCGAUAGUGACCACGAGAGCCACAGGGCAGAAAUUGACCACGAUAGAGUCGACAACGAGCAGUCCGAUCGAUCCUUGCGGCAAAGACUGGCUGCCACCGAGCAGAGCAUGCUUGUCAUGCAGCAGACACUCACUGCCCAGCAGCAGCACCUCCAGCAAGAUUGGGCGAACGAACGUGAAGAGCGCAAAGCUCGAGACAAACGCGAGCAUGAAGAACGUAAAGCCAGAGACUCUGCUAUUACGCGCGAGAUGGAGGCUUUGCGUCGGCAGAAUGCCGCACAACUUCACGUUCAUGAGAAGCAACAUGCCAAAGAGCGCGAGGAGCGGAAAGUUCAGGAGGCACGUGGCCGCGCAGAGCUCGAGGCUAAAGCACGCGAGGCGGAUAGUCUGCGUCAACAGCUUGACCGCCACCGCCGCCUUCAGCUCGAGCAAGAGCAGCAGCACGGCCGCGAACUUGCGUCUCUGGCAACGCAAGCUCGCUCCCCACAACCACAACCUGGCGUAGACAUGUCGGCGUUGCAGAAGGUUAUCGACGAGAUCCGUACACACAAGAUCGAGAAGGGCGACAUCCGCGCAUUGAUUGAUGACGUCGUUGGCAAGCAACUGAAAGGUGUGGCCAGAGCGGAAGAUCUGGAAUCUGCGACUGCGAAGAUGGAAAAGACCUUGAGCGAAGUCAGGCCAGGUGCUUCAGCCUCGGAAAUGAAAGGUGCAGUUGACAAGGGUCUGUUCGAGGCCGUGGAGAGAGUCGCCAAGCAUGCGCGGAAGCAGCAGCGCAUCGAACAAGCUCCGCCGGCUGCAGGGAUGUCUAGGCAGAUAUCUCCGAUCGGUCCGCAUGUCGAGUAUAUGGUCGAAGAGCUAGAGGAUGAGCCUGUGGUGAGCUCUUUAAAGAAGGAAAGCAAGGCUGGGCCAUCACCCGCCGCCGUACGCAGCAAUGAUAUGACAAGCAUUGGCGGCAGCCUGAAAGCCGGCAGCCCUGCGGUCACGGCUCCUGGAACUCAGGUUGCUCGUGUGAAGAAGUCGCAAGACCCCAAGCAGACCUCAGCGAUAGCCUCGGGCGCGUUGACACGGAGCCCAGUGCCAGGAGCUAAUCAAUCGCAGACAAAGCCGUCUGCUAGCCAUCAUUCAGUGCAUCCUGGCGGAGACACUACACUCGCACGCAUAAGCAAGGAGCCAAAAUCGCCGGUUCGGGAGCCGGCGCCUCGGACAUCGAGUACGCUGGCGCCAAUACCACGAACGGAAGGGUCGUCCUCCAAGAAUAAGUCAUGGCUUUCGGCGGCCGUUCCGCAGAAAGACCCAGGUAGCGCCGUGCUUCUGGUGAAGGAUCCAGAGGCGCAGGUACAAAUGGAGGCGGCUCCUUCCCGCGCGGAGCUACAGAGUAGUAGCGCUAUGGCAAGGUACAAUCCGAGCAAUCGCGGCGAACAAGACCCUGCGGUGCCCAAGAACCAAAGAAGGUCAAGCAACUUAUGUAUCCGGAGACACCGACACCAGGGACCGUCGCUGAUGGUCAAGCUCUGGUAA